GAAGUAAAAGAACGAGCAUAUCAGAUGCUCAUUAAAUGGACUGAGUGUACUGAAAAACCUACUCUUAAACUCCUCACAGACGCGUUAAAGGAUGCUAAGAAAAUUCAGCUUAUCGACGGAAUUGCAGAUGUCCUGCGUCAAAAUAGCUAUAGGAAUCCACCGCAAGGGGGACAACCGGUUACGGCAACCCAUUUCCUACGCAUUACCAAUGAUAUCGUACACGACUGGAAGUUUAUCGGUAGAUACCUUGAUGUUGAAGAGAGUAUUAUACGUCAGAUAGACAAAGAUUCUAAAACAGCUAGAGAAAAAGCUUCUCAAAUGCUUAUCAAGUGGAAGCAAAGCAAUGGAAACGAGGCCACAUUAGAAGUUCUCAAAGCAGCACUGCAAGAUGUUGGAAGAAAAGAUGUCGUAAGAAAACUCUAAGAGUUGUUAAAUGAAUAAGCCAAGCUGCCCUGAAUAAAUAUCAAAAACGAAUUGAUUAGAAAGUCGACAAAAUAUUUCAUAAAUUCUAAAUGUUGAAAAUUAGUCCAAAACGCCGGAUAAAUGUCGGCAAAAGACAUAGCGACCUUGUUGUUUCCACCAUAACGGACGACACCAAGAUAAGCAGUGUAUUUAUAACAUUAGUGCAUUCACCAAAACCACCUGAGCCGAUUCUAGUCAGCUCCUAAUAUAGGAACCCUCUGAUCGCGCACGCUUGCAUAGUCGUCCUAUUUAAACGAAUAUAUGGUUUGUACUCUAGCACAGAAUUGUAAAGAAAUGAACGUGUACACAGAGAA
Molecule: messenger RNA, 776 nt
Organism: Actinia tenebrosa (Australian red waratah sea anemone)
Lineage: Eukaryota; Metazoa; Cnidaria; Anthozoa; Actiniaria; Actiniidae
Source: RefSeq, a predicted model, not a curated record